GGUAGGGAUACGGUGCCUAGAACAUCAGGGUAUAUAAAAUCGAACACCGGGCAAACUCGAUAGACCAGAAGCAGUCAGUGACAAGUGCAAGUGCAGGGUGAUAUUUACCGAUUAACUGGAAUCAGAUUGCGAUUGUCAAGAUGAACGGCUGGACAAUUGUUGCGGUAGCAUGCAUCUGCUGGAUCGGGGGAGCUUUGGCACAGACCCCAGCGGAGAGGGAGUUGGAGGGAUCCUUUGGCGGUGAAGUUUCACAGUUGAAUAACGCCGGGGAUGUCCACACGAGGAGUAAACGAACUUUGCUGCUCAAAAAGAAGAUCCUCGGGGCCGGACUGCUGGGGCUGGGGCUCGGUGUUGCCAAAGGUUACAAACUGGGUUACCACCACUCUCCGGAAGUUCACCACGUCUAUUUGUCACCUCCUCCACCACCAACGAGAUACGUGGAGUACGUGGAGAAGCCAGUGUACAUCGAGAGAAUAGUCGAGAAACCGGUCUACCAGUCUCCACCAAUUGAUUACGAUCACCAGCCAUGGGGACCACCAGAGCCAUCGUCCACUUAUGGGGCCUGGUGAAGCUGUUGUUAAUGACCUUAUGUCAUCCACUGUUUGUUAUUUCAUGUCAAGCUGUUGAUUUUCACAAAAUAAAAUAUCUUUUU
Molecule: messenger RNA, 652 nt
Organism: Diachasmimorpha longicaudata
Lineage: Eukaryota; Metazoa; Arthropoda; Insecta; Hymenoptera; Braconidae
Exons: 4
Coding region: 141-569 (142 amino acids)
Source: RefSeq, a predicted model, not a curated record